AUGCGUAAUCCACCUCCGGAGGUCAUGGCUACAUGGCCAAAGCCAAACCAUGUCAACCCAGAGCAUCGUGGACCUGCACUGCUCAUAGUCGAGAUCAGCAUCAUGUCUGUCGCCAUCCUCACCCUCAUGGCCCGUCUCUACGUCCGAAUAUUCAAAGUCAACAAACAUGGCCUAGACGACUGGCUUAUGCUGGCCGCCAUGAUUUUCGGCAUUGGAGUCACUAUCUGCGUGAUUCUCGCAGCCCAGCUGUACGGCUGGAACAUCCACGUUUGGGAUCUCACAAAGGAGCAGGCCGAAACAGGCCGAAAGGUCUCGCUUGCUGCCCAGACACUAUUCCUGUUUUCGUCAGGAUUGGCAAAGAACUCGAUUCUUGUUUCCUAUCUGCGUAUUGCCCCUGCUCACUCAUGGCUUCGGCGUUUGACCUAUGUCUCAAUUGUUAUUGUCACCACACUUAUCUUUGCCUUUCUGAUCGUACUAUGGACGCAAUGCACACCUACCUCUGCCUACUGGGCCUUGACAGGAGGUGACAGUUGCCAUCCGGAAGGUCCCGGUGUACUGAGUCAAGCAAUCACAACAGUUCUGACCGAUCUUCUCGUCUGCGCUCUGCCCUUGCAGACACUAUUUCAACUCAAACUCCCUCUGUCACAACGCAUCGCCCUCAUCGUCGUCUUCUCGCUAGGUCUGGUUGUUGUCUUUGCGGCCUCCAUGCGCGCAUAUUACACUCAUUGGGUCACCGACGAAACGUACGAUGUUACCUGGGAGGGGUUUCACCUUUGGAUCUGGACCGCUGUCGAAGCGAAUCUGGGAGUCAUCUGUGGAAGCGUUCCGGCCCUCCGACCCUUGUUCAGAAACAUGUUUCGAUCAAAGUCCAGCAGUUACUAUAACAACACCCAGUCGAACGUUUAUCCCCCUGGCACCGCCCCUGGGGUUGUCACCGUUAUCACCAGCCCCAAGAAAAAUUCUCGAAAUUGGAGCAACAGUCUGCAAAGAGGAUCGAAAGGAGUGAGGUUGGAAGAUGAUGACAUCGAUGUUGAGGGAGGCUAUAACAAUGCGCCACGACAGAAGAGCACGGAUAGCGGACUGUCGUCCCUCGAGAUGGACACAUGGCCUCAAAGACCACAGCCUAAGUCUUGGCCUUUAAAUUGA
Fusarium venenatum is the source of this 1146-nucleotide messenger RNA. RefSeq lists its product as uncharacterized. The record is from RefSeq and is a predicted model, not a curated record. NCBI's taxonomy places the organism in Eukaryota, Fungi, Ascomycota, Sordariomycetes, Hypocreales, Nectriaceae.